AUGGACCUCACCAAGGCUGCGCCUACCUCAACGUCGCUAUGCCGCAUCACGGCACGGCGGUCACCGCCAUCGUCACCGGGGAGCACCCGCUCCUACACGUGCGUGGCGGAUGGUCUCAAGCGCGUCUGGAGGGCGCCUGCGUGGCUUUGCGGAGAUGGCAUCGAAGACAGCUGCAACUCCCGGGCUGACUUAGUCGCCCUGUGUAUGCGCUUCUGGGAUAGCGUCGCCGAUGUCGACCCCCCUAUUCGCGGGUGCUCUCAGUAUCCGGUGGCGUGGAUUCACGCGCUCUGCGCGCACCCGACGGCAUGCGAUACACUGGGGGAGUUUACAUUCAAGAUCUUUUACAGCUAUUCGGCAGGCAUCACGCUGUCUCGCUGCCCACAUGCGCGUGGGUGGCUGCUUCGGAUGGGAAAGGUAACCAGGAUGGAGGAUUGUGACUCACGGCUUGCGGGAGAGACCAGGAGGCGGCCGAACUCGGGUUGGGUUUGCUACAAU
Molecule: messenger RNA, 495 nt
Organism: Schizophyllum commune H4-8
Lineage: Eukaryota; Fungi; Basidiomycota; Agaricomycetes; Agaricales; Schizophyllaceae
Exons: 1
Source: RefSeq, a predicted model, not a curated record